AACUCAGAAAAUAAUUGGUUAGAGGGAACUUGGAAGUGAGCAACAAACUUUUCGUUUGCGGUAUCGUGUGCUCCUCUACUGAAACGAUGAGCUUCCAUCUCUUCACCAAAGCUUGCCGGCAAAGCCAAGCGAGAAACCGAACCGCGUUUUCCUCUCUUGUUUCACGCUCUUUCUCUCAGCGAUCUGAACCACGGCCUUCAUUCGGCAUUGCGUUCGACAUUGACGGUGUCAUUCUGCUCGGAAACUCCCCCGUUGGUGGCUCUCCGGGAGCCCUCAGAAGAUUAUACGACGCCGACGGUAGACUGAAAAUCCCUUUCGUUUUCCUCACAAAUGGUGGUGGCUUUCCUGAAGCUACAAGAGCAUCUGAGCUGAGUCAACUUUUGGGUUUAGACGUCUUACCUUCACAGGUUUUACAGGGCCAUUCACCAUUUAAACAAUUGGUCAAUAGAUUUGAGAAUAAACUCAUUGUUGCUGUAGGAAAAGGGGAACCUGCUGCUGUGAUGUCUGAAUAUGGUUUUAAAAAUGUUCUUUCAAUGGAUGAAUAUGCAUCAUGCUUUGAAAACAUUGAUCCAUUGGCAACCUACAAGAAAUGGACGACCAAGCUGGCUACUACUCAUGAGUGUGCGUCAAGGAAUGAUGUCUUAUCUGAAAGGGUUCGAGCAGCAUUCAUAGUCAGCGAUCCUGUUGAUUGGAGCAGGGACAUACAGGUUCUCUGUGACAUCUUAAAAUCAGGAGGCCUUCCUGGAAGAAACAUUGGACAGCAGCCACAUUUAUAUUUUGCAAAUGAUGACCUUGAGUACCAGACUAAAUUUCCUUCUGAACGUCUGGGCAUGGGAGCUUUCAGGAUUGCACUAGAAUCUAUCUUCAAUAGGAUUUCCCCUCAUUCCCUGGAGUACACAUGUUUUGGAAAACCUCAUCCAUCUGUAUUCAAGAAUGCAGAAAAUGUGUUACAACAAUUCGUGCCAUGUGUUGAUCUCAAUGAUUUUAAUAAUAAAAAUGCUCAAUAUUUUCAAACACUUUAUAUGAUUGGAGAUAAUCCUGCAGUUGACAUUAGAGGUGCACAGCAGACUGGGCAUCCUUGGUUUUCUAUUCUCACAAGAACUGGAGUUUUCAAAGGGAAGGAAAAUCAUGACAAAUUUCCAGCAGAUCUGGUUGUUGAUACUGUAGAAGAAGCUGUGGACUUCAUCUUGACAAGGGAAUCCGCUUCAUAAAUCCCAUCAGCUUUACAUGGCGAAGGCUCUGAUUUUUUAAGGAGGAAGAUUCUUAAAAGAUGAUAUUUGAGUGAUCAAUAAAGAAUGGAAUAAUUUAAGGCUUAUUCCUGCCAUUCAUUUGAUGACAAGUUGCACUAUGAAACAUUGGAUUAAAUUGGUUUUUAUUCAUUCUA
Messenger RNA from Lotus japonicus, 1384 nucleotides. RefSeq lists its product as uncharacterized. Gene Ontology annotation, biological process: glycerophospholipid biosynthetic process. The record is from RefSeq and is a predicted model, not a curated record. Gene Ontology annotation, cellular component: mitochondrion. Bases 87 to 1211 code for a protein of 374 amino acids. NCBI's taxonomy places the organism in Eukaryota, Viridiplantae, Streptophyta, Magnoliopsida, Fabales, Fabaceae. The transcript has 12 exons.